Messenger RNA from Teleopsis dalmanni, 1202 nucleotides. RefSeq names its product GTP-binding protein Di-Ras2-like. Gene Ontology annotation, molecular function: GTP binding; GTPase activity; GDP binding. NCBI's taxonomy places the organism in Eukaryota, Metazoa, Arthropoda, Insecta, Diptera, Diopsidae. Gene Ontology annotation, biological process: signal transduction. Bases 259 to 930 code for a protein of 223 amino acids. The record is from RefSeq and is a predicted model, not a curated record. Gene Ontology annotation, cellular component: plasma membrane. The transcript has 4 exons.
AAAAAAAACAAAUUUGAUUGCAGUACUUUAUUGUAGCGCCUGAAAGUAGACAACAACUUAAAGGAAGUAAAUUGAAACGCCGCAAACUCUCUGCUUGCUUUUUCUACAAGGAAAAGAGCAGGAGGCGCGUUUCAGUUUUAAAUAAAAUAUUCAAAAAAAAAAAAAACUUUAAAAAAUAAAUACAUUUAUUUUUCAUUGUUAAACGUUAAAGUAAACAGCCUCAAAAUUACAGAACAAAAGAAUCAAGUUACACGCGCUAUGCCCGAGCAGAGCAACGAUUACAGAGUCGUUGUCUUCGGUGCAGGCGGCGUGGGAAAAAGUUCGCUGGUGUUGCGCUUCAUAAAGGGCACAUUCCGGGAAAGCUACAUACCGACCAUAGAGGAUACCUAUCGUCAGGUUAUAAGCUGCAAUAAAAAUAUUUGCACUUUGCAAAUAACGGAUACCACAGGUUCACAUCAAUUUCCGGCAAUGCAGAGAUUGUCGAUAUCGAAAGGACAUGCAUUCAUAUUGGUGUACUCAGUGUGCUCAAAGCAGAGUUUAGAGGAACUUCGACCAAUAUGGGCAUUAAUUAAGGAGCUUAAGAAUAAUCAACAACAGGGACAGGAUAUUGCCAAUAUACCGGUAAUGUUGGUGGGUAAUAAAUGUGAUGAAAGUGCUGAAUUACGUGAAGUCUCACAAGUCGAAGGACAGGCACAGGCCACCGCCUGGAGUAUAUCAUUUAUGGAAACAUCAGCCAAAACUAAUCACAACGUAACCGAGCUUUUUCAGGAACUGCUUAAUAUGGAAAAGACGCGCACAGUUUCACUGCAAUUGGAUACCAAAAAACAAAAGAAACAAAAAAAAGAAAAGAAAACCAAGGAAACUAAUGGUGCUAUACCGGAAAAUGGUGAAGGCACCAGUGGUGCCAAAGAGAAAUGCCAUGUUAUGUAAGACUACAGUGAGUCGAGCUAACAAAACAAAGGAAGUCGAUGAAAAGUUUUUGCUUGCACAAGGCAUGAGGGGAGAGUAAAGAAACCAAUUUGCUUUAAUUUAUACUCGUCGAAGUUAAGUUUGCUUUAUAUUCGUAUUUUUAAGGAAAUUUUACUCAUUGAUUUAAGCGUUUAUUAUAACCGAAAAUUAGUUUAAAGGUUUUUAUUUGAUAUGUAAUUUAAUUAGAAAUUAAUUUCAUUUUCAUUCAUCAAAACGCUUAGGUUCACAUUUCU